Molecule: messenger RNA, 813 nt
Organism: Miscanthus lutarioriparius
Lineage: Eukaryota; Viridiplantae; Streptophyta; Magnoliopsida; Poales; Poaceae
Source: the annotation of a GenBank genome assembly
AUGGAUUCCACUCCGCCUUCGUUGGUUAUUACCUGCAUCCGCUCAUUACCGGUGCGGAGCCAGCUAGCCACAGAGAUGCCCAUGGAGGGGGCGCAGAUGUUGCCACGGACACUCUCUCCGUUAGCUGGGUCAACACCAUCGUACACUGCAGGGAAAAUCAUUUUGGAUUUCACUUAUCGUCGUCUCGGUCUCAUCCGUGCCGUCACCAAAGCUCUUCCACUGUACAACCAUACGGAAGAGGAGGGAUUCUUUGGUAAGCAUGACCAAGGUGCACACUCGCUGUACCUAUAUGGCAACAUUGAUGGGAGUUGGGAGUUGCGACAAUCGAAGCCUAAUGAACUACAUGGUAUCAACCUAGUGAGAGGGAAUUUGAAACACAUCAAAUGGCUGGAACACAUUGCCAUGCAUGGUGACGCAUGGCUCAUCAACAUCUCCUUCUCCCUCAGCCAACAUAUGAAAGCUAAAGGACGGGAGGACUUGUUCAAUAUGAUUAAUAGCUUUCCAACAGUACACGAAACAUUCCUUGCCAGUGAAACCUAUCACCGCAUAUGCCAUCUAGAAGAAAAGGCAAAGCUAUGUGGGCCAGUUAUUGAAAAGAACUACGAGCCUGAGAGUGAGGAUGAAGCUCUAAGUGAUCCGGUCGUAUGUUCAGUUUGUGAUGGCCACUACCAUACAAGUGCAUUCUGGAUCUGUUGUGAUAUUUGCAACCAGUGGUACCAUGGAAAAUGUGUGAAGAUUACAGCCAAAAAAGCAAACCGCAUAAAGCACUAUGAGUGCCCUGAGUGCUUCAACGAUAGGAUUGGACAUAAUUAA